AUGUCCACAAGUAAUGAUAAACAGCCUGCCACAAAAAUGCCAGCUGUCAAUGCGGUUGCUGUUACUCCUGCCGAGGGGAAUGUCAAACGUGAGCCCAGCUCACCAAUAGUGAAUGGAACAACUAAAUUAUCUUCGCUGACACCGGCCAGGGACUUGACACUCGGCGGCCGGGGAAGUGCCACAGCAGCCAAGAAAGUAUUUCUGCCAAAUCUCAAUGUGGUUAGAAAUAAAAAUACCAAUGUUAAAACCUCUAAAGAUACCACACAGAUGCGUGGACGUGGCCGGGGGCGUGGUGCAGAAAGAGGUGCUGGCAGAGGAGGAAGUCGUGGCGGACGAGGUGGAGCCUCAAAUUUAAUACAGACUGCUGGUGUCUUCUCAGAAGGUGCUGGUGCCGUAAAUAUACGCAAAACAAUUAGCUCAUCUGGCUACUCCAGAGAUGUGGAUGACUCACCAUCGGCUAUGCGUAAACCCACCAUAUUUAAGAGCGAAAAGAAAAUGGACCUAAAGGCUGAAUUAGCCAGAGAUAAAGAUAUCCUGAGAGGCCUAGACGAUGAUGAGGAAGAAGAUGAUGAACAAAAGACUGAUUUGGAUAGAAUUCCUGUACUGUUGAAUGAAGCCAAAUGGAAGUACAUAAAACCAGAAAUCAAAACUGAAGUCCCUGACACCCAAACACCCCUAGCAAGUGAAGACGCUGUGGCCAUAGCUUCACAAAUCCAAUCAAUGCACGUUGCUCAGCAACAAAAUCGCCCAUUGCCUCGUUAUCCUCAGUCAUUAGAGGAGCUAUUGAAUAAUUCAACAGAUUCGAAAAUAUUCCUAAUGCAGCUGCCGGACACAUUACCAUGUGUGGAUGAUGACAAUGAUUCGCCAGAGACCUCAAAAUCGAAUAGUGAAGAUGCCAAAACUGCUGCACCCGCCGUUGAGAAUCAGAAAAAAACCAUCAAGGAACAUAUUCUCAAGAAAAUGGAAGAGGGACAAGUGGGGCGUUUGAUACGCUAUAAAUCCGGCAAAACAAAAUUAGUUUUAGGAGAAACACAAUUUGACUUGGACAUUGGCAUGGAAACUGGUUUUCUACAGGAUUUAAUGUCAAUUAGCUGUAAUCGUGAGGAGCGUAGCGGUAAUAUGAUUAAUUUAGGACCCAUACAAGCCAAAAUCACAGCCACCCCCGAUUGGGAAGAUUUACUAAAACAGCCUCUGUCCGAAGGUAAACUGUAGCACAUGCUUCCUGUAUGUU
Musca vetustissima is the source of this 1231-nucleotide messenger RNA. RefSeq lists its product as uncharacterized. Gene Ontology annotation, cellular component: RNA polymerase III complex. The transcript has 6 exons. Bases 1 to 1212 code for a protein of 403 amino acids. The record is from RefSeq and is a predicted model, not a curated record. Gene Ontology annotation, biological process: transcription by RNA polymerase III. Lineage: Eukaryota; Metazoa; Arthropoda; Insecta; Diptera; Muscidae. Gene Ontology annotation, molecular function: DNA binding.